This is a messenger RNA of Knipowitschia caucasica, 1278 nucleotides long. The record is from the annotation of a GenBank genome assembly. NCBI's taxonomy places the organism in Eukaryota, Metazoa, Chordata, Actinopteri, Gobiiformes, Gobiidae.
AUGCUGCAUCAACAGCAUCAGCAGUUGCACAAAGAAAAGCUUGAACUUGGUGAUUUUUGUCGAGAUGGAUGCCGAUCACGUAACCAGAGUUUUUAUUACAUUUCCACCGGCACAAAGACCUGGGAGCAAAGUCGACAGAACUGCAGAGACAAAGGGGGAGAUCUGAUCAUCAUUGACAGCAGAGAGGAGCAGGAAUUUCUCAAUUCUCUGAAUCAGUACUACUGGAUUGGUCUGAGUGGCAUAGAUGAGGCGGGAAUGUGGAAAUGGGUGGACGGCUCCGUUUUAAAUAUUUCAAAGAUAUGGUCCCAGCUUUCCGCCAUUUUGGAAAAGUUGAUGGUUCUGGCUGUGGAGGAGAUAAAAGAGCUGGUUUUGGAUCUGUGCGAAGAGAUUAGCCACGAACAAACAACCAAAACCACUGAUGCAAGCGAAGCUACCAGAAAGGACGAAGGGGACAGCGUUUUCCACACGACUGACACAUUUUUCCCAGAGCCACAAGACGGACAUGAUGAUCAGGAUGAUCCUCAAGAACGGGUCAGCCAACCUUGCAGCAUGGAAGAUGAAAAAGAGAGUCAAAAUUACAUGAAGUUCCCAAAUGCAUUUUCUAACAGUUCUCAGGAGGCCAUGCCAGACAACUGCAAGUUUGAAGUUGCAAGCACAGUUUCCAAAAAUCCCUCGCCCCACAGACGGGAAGAAGAUUGCAGUCGCGAUGGGUCCAGGCAGUCCAGCUUCGAGCCAGAGGACACCAAAAGCCAUCUUCCCAAUUACAACUUUCCCGACGAAACCCAGUGCUCAUCAUACGACGACGCUGCUCCCACAAACCAAGACCACAGUCGCGAUGUUGUGUUUCAAAUCAAACAAGAGGAAGAAACUCCAGGCUUUGAGACAGGAGAUUGCACAAGAUUUCAAAUGCAGACAGGUCAAAAGCCGACAGAAGCUCCUCCUCCUGCCCAGGAAUCCUUUUCGCUCAAUCCAUCUUAUUACUACUCCUCGCUUAAUGCGGCUUCUUUGGGCUUCCCUAGGCCUAUGCAAUUGAACCCUUUUGCUCAUACAAACUGGAACAAACCAAACUACUCUCAGGCCUCACCUCAAACCAACAAAGUGUUAUUCAAAUGUGAAUUUUGUGACAAGACGUACCGCUUCCCGAGUCUCUUGAAAGCGCACAACAUGAAGCACACGCAGGAGAAGCUACUGGCCUGUCGAUACUGUGGAAAACUCUUUAAAUGGGACUACAGUCUGCGCCGGCACGAGAGGCUGUACUGCGGAAACUUUUUGCAGUGA